Messenger RNA from Monomorium pharaonis (pharaoh ant), 930 nucleotides. RefSeq lists its product as uncharacterized. The transcript is spliced from 2 exons. Lineage: Eukaryota; Metazoa; Arthropoda; Insecta; Hymenoptera; Formicidae. Bases 1 to 930 code for a protein of 309 amino acids. The record is from RefSeq and is a predicted model, not a curated record. Gene Ontology annotation, molecular function: catalytic activity.
AUGGGCUUGACCGGGGUGGGCUUCACCCAAAUCAACUUGCACCAUAGCAAAGGAGCCUCGGCUGUUCUUGCCAGGCGCCAAGCUGGGGUGCACACAGCCAUAUCACUAAUACAAGAGCCUUGGCUGGUCCGAGGCUGCAUUAGGGGUCUGGCGGAGUGCGGCAGGCUGUUUAGGCCACCGCACGAAGAUUGGCCCAGGGCCUAUGUGGCCGUUAAAGGGCUGGAGAGCCAGCUGUUGCCGGAUUUCUGUUCCAGGGACUUGGUAGCAGUAAUGAUUGAGGACGCCAGCGGGACCGGGAUCAAGGGGAAGAUGGUAGUGGCGUCGGGCUACUUCCCACACGAAGAGGACGAUCCGUUGCCAUCGGACCGGGUUGUACGACUGGUGGAGUUCUGCCAAAAGGAGCAACUUCCACUUAUACUGGGGUGCGAUGCGAACGCGCACCACACGAUGCGGGGGAGCACGGACACCAACAGGAGAGGCAAAAAGCUGUUGGAAUUUCUGCUGUCCACAGACCUAGAGAUUCUCAACAAAGGCAGGGGGCUUUGUCACGGCGUGCAGGAGGUGACCGGCUGGAGGGUCUCUGACGAGCUCUCAUUAUCGAACCACAGACAGAUCAUCUUCAGGCUGGCUAAGGUGCAAGCGAAGGUAAGAACAGUGAGGGAUCCGAGGAAGACGGACUGGGACUCGUUUCGAGAGGACCUAGCUGUCGGUUUUAGGGAGUUUCCCAGAAGACAUGGGACCCCGCAGGAGAUCGAGCUGUGCGUCGAGCACCUGCAAAGAGUUCUCGUCGGUAGCUUUGAGGACAACUGUCCAGAAAAGACAGUGAGGAAUACUAGGGAAGUCGCCUGGUGGAACCCCCAAGCUGCAGGAGCUCAGGAGUGCUGCACGUCGUGCCUGGAACAGAGCCAGGAACACGGGCCGCCAGGCUGA